Messenger RNA from Ceratotherium simum simum (southern white rhinoceros), 1473 nucleotides. The record is from RefSeq and is a predicted model, not a curated record. Lineage: Eukaryota; Metazoa; Chordata; Mammalia; Perissodactyla; Rhinocerotidae.
AUGCCUCUGCCAGGUUUCAGCCGGCGGCGGCGGGAACUAGGAGCGCUCCCUGACCUCACCCGGCAGCGCGGGCCGAGCGCACCGGCCGCCUCGGGCGCCCGAGCGGGGCGCGCCCCAGGUCCCAGGCCGGCGCGAGGAGCCAGGCCUCGGCUCCGGGGCCCCAGGACCCUUGUCUUCGUCGUCUGCAGUGUCCUGCUGCCGGUGAGUCCUCGCCGCGGUUCCUGGCUCGGGAAGGCGUGUCUGGUGGCCGGGAGGGAGCAGGGGGAGUUGGGAGACGCGGCCGGGUGCCUGCCCGGGUCACCAGCUGCCGGUGCAUGUACUGCAGGACCGACCCGGGCAAAGUCGGCGGAAGAGCGGGGUCCCCGGCCGGCAGGGCCGACCAGGGCCGAGGGAGAAGAGCCCGCGCUCCGCCUGCGGGUCCCUGGAGCGGUUGCAGCCGGCGAAAAGGAAAUUUCCCUAGGCUGCCCUACGCAGCUUCCAGUUCCGCCCCCUGAACGGCCGCUGGGCACAGUCUCCCAAGUUCCUGCCUGUCACUUUGUAGCACAGCAACAGGUCCCAGCUGCCUCGGCCAUGGUAACCCAGCAAGAGAGAGUUCCCCAGCAGUUACCUGCCCCACAGAAAUCGAAUCACAGCCUCUGGGAGAAGGGGUGUCCACCAGGAUCCCGCGUAUCAGAAGACAAUAAAAAUUGUACAUUUUGUACAUAUGGAGUGGAUUACACCAGUCACUGGAGUAAGCUCUCUUCCUGCUUACCAUGCUCUACAUGUAAAUCAGAUGAAGAACAGAUCGCCCCCUGCACCAGGACUGAGAACACACGGUGCCAAUGCAAACGUGGCACUUUCCACGGAGAAGAUUCUCCCGAGGUCUGCCAGAAGUGCAGCACCAGGUGCCCCGAUGGGAUGGUUGAGGCCACUCCCUGUACCGCCCGGAGUGACCUCAAGUGUGUCCACCAAGAAUCAGGUAUCCAGGCCAGUGGGGAGGCCCCAGUUUCUGGAGAGCCAGUGACCACAAACCCGUGGCCACCCACCGCUUCCUCUCCCUCCUCAGGCAAUCCGUGGCUGGUGAUGGGGAUUGUAGUCGGGGCAGUGGGUGUUGUCCUGCUGCUGGUGGUCACUGCAUAUUAUUACAGGAAGCGAGUCCUUCAAGGUUGUGGAGUGGACGCCAAGUGCAUGAACAGAGUCUUUUUCUGGCGCUCGUGUCCCCCAAGAGGGCCUGGGGCUCUGGACAACAGAGGAUCACCGUCCACCUUGGCCUCAGAGCAGGAACUAGAGGACGAGGAGCUGACAGGUGUCAGUACACAGUCCCCAGGGGAAGCAGAGCAUCUGCUGGUCCUAAUCUACCCUGCUGCCAUUCAGAAUGCGGAAGAGAGCAGUGCUGCCAACGUGGGACCUUUAACAACGUCCAAAGAGAACGACUGGGAGGAAUCUGGUAAACUGCUCACUGGGGACACUCGGGGUCGGAUCCGGCAGGUGUGA